This is a messenger RNA of Sorex araneus (European shrew), 1791 nucleotides long. It is a transcript of the gene DOK2, whose product is annotated as docking protein 2. The record is from RefSeq and is a predicted model, not a curated record. Gene Ontology annotation, biological process: cell surface receptor protein tyrosine kinase signaling pathway; positive regulation of MAPK cascade. Gene Ontology annotation, cellular component: cytoplasm. Lineage: Eukaryota; Metazoa; Chordata; Mammalia; Eulipotyphla; Soricidae. The coding region runs from base 36 to 1283 and encodes 415 amino acids. The transcript has 5 exons.
GCGGGAGAGGUGGGGAGCCGCCGGAUGGUGGGAGGAUGGACGAGGCUGCAGUGAGGCAAGGCUUCCUGUACCUCCAGCUGCAGCAGACUUUUGGUGGCAAGAAAUGGCGCCGCUUCGGGGCCGCGCUGUACCCCGAGUCGGGCUGCGCCCUGGCCCGCCUGGAGCUGCAGGAGGGCCCCGAGAAGCCGCGCCGGGGAGACGCGCCGCGCCGGGUCAUCCGCCUCUGCGACUGCCUGCGGGUGGCCGAGGCGGGCGGCGACGCGGGCAGCCCCCGCGACACCAGCCCCUUCGUGCUGGAGACCACCGAGCGCCAGUACCUGCUGGCCGCGCCCGCCGCCGAGCGCGCGCCCUGGGUGCGGGCCAUCUGCCUGCUGGCCUUCCCGGGCCAGCGGAACGAGGCGCCCGACGGCCAGGCCCGGCCCCGCAUGGCCGAGAACGAGCUCUACGGCAGCCGCCAGCCAGUGGCCCCCUGUAAGGAGUUUGCUGUGACCGUGAGGCCCACAGAAGCCAGUGAGAGGUGCCGGCUCCGGGGGUCCUAUACCCUGCGGGUCGGGCAGGGUGCCCUGGAGCUGUGGAGAGGCCCCGAGCCGGGCACCCAGCUCUACAACUGGCCCUACAGGCUCCUGCGGCGCUUUGGACGGGACAAGGUCACCUUCUCCUUCGAGGCCGGUCGGCGCUGCGACUCUGGAGAAGGCACCUUUGAAUUCGAAACCCGGCAAGUCAGCGAGAUCUUCCAGGCCCUGGACGAGGCCAUCGCGGCCCAGAAGAACGCCCCCGCUGCCGCACCCCAAACCCAGCCAGCCGCGGUCCCCACGGUGCUCCCUGUGGCGCUGCCCCGGCCGGAGAGCCCCUACUCCCGCCCCCACGACUCGCUGCCACCCCCUUCGCCCACUGUGUCAGUGCCCAGCCCCCGGUCCCGGGGCCCCGAGGGGGAGUACGCGGUGCCCUUUGACGCCGUGGCCCGGAACCUCGGCAAGAGCUUGAGGAGCAUCCUGGCAGGCCCUCCGAAGGCCCUGGGCGACCCUCUGUAUGACAGCAUCCAGGAGCACGCAGCACCCCUGGGACCAGACCACAUCUAUGACGAGCCGGAGGGAAUGGCAGCCCUGACCCUGUAUGACAGGCCCCAGGAGCCCCAAGGCGAGGCCUGGAGGAGGCACGCCGCCCCCGACAGGGACCCGAGUGGCCUCCAGCACGUCUACCCGGCGGGGCAGGAGCUCUGCGCUGCUGACUGGUCACAGGCCACCGAGUACGACAACGUGGUGCUUAGGAAAGGCCCCAAGUGAAGGGUGGGGUCCGGUGCAUGUAGCUGCCCUGGGUCCAGGCUGGAGCAGGUCACUUGAAGCCUCUCCUGGCGGUUCCCCUGGCUCCUACAUCCCGGAAACGUCCCUCUGCUCCUAUUCCCGUCAGAGGCAUUGUCCCUCCGGGCCGUGACAUGACUCACCCUCCCGAAGCAGAGAAAUCGCCCAGACCCACCCACCCAUCCACCCACUCUUCUACUCCUUCCCCACUUCCUCUUCUCCCCGCCCCCGCCCUGUAGCAGAACCACAGGCAUGUAGGGCAGAGGCCAAGGGACAAAACGACAUCAGCAAAUCGCUGGGGCCUUGGCUUGUGCGAGCACUCCCCGGGGAGCGUGGCUUCUCCGGGCACUCACUGUUCCUGGAUCAGGCCUGCGUGAUAGUCCAGUGGAUAUGGUGCUUGCCGUGCCUGCAGCUGGCCUGGGUUUGAUCCCCGGCUUCUCAUACGAGUGACCUCUGGACCCAGAGUCAGGAGUAAGCCCUGACCACAGCUGUG